AGCGUUGCUAAAAUUAACAAGCAUAAUGUUUUUGGCAACCAGCCCAAAACGAUGUUCCUCUGUGGAAUGUUAAAGGAUGAGAUUCUGUUCAUUGUCCAGAAAACAAUCUUGUGCCCCGAUGUACACACAAUUGAAAGAGGUGGAACACAUGUUGCCAAGAAGACCUUCCCAUACGACGUGGGAGAAUUUGUUGAAUUUGACCAAGCAGACAAACUUUGCACACGAUUAUUAAACGUCGUAAAAGUUGUUUUUACAAAAAACAAGCAUGGAAACAUCCGGGUUAUUACAGCAUAUCCAACAAUGUGUAAGCAUAAAAUUUCCUUAUGAGCAUUUGACGCUGAUUAUGCAACUAUUCACUUUUUCAGUCGAAAGAUGUUAGUGAAGGGGGAUGCAUUUGUAUAAAUUUCUCGUUAUUAGAAUGAUCUGUGGUAUUCAAACUACCAGUUAAUUCCUAUAAAAGAAACUCACAUGAAAGGGCAACUAAUUAUCCUGUUCUCUUUUUCAUACACGUUCUGCAUGCAUUUUCAAUAUGUAGUUCAUAAAAACAAAUGCAGUCAAGCCAAAAGAAUAUUGAAUUCGUUAGUAUGGUCCUACUACCUAACAACCAAUUAGUAUUUUCUUAUAUUGUAAAUGGGAAAGCCACUUACUAGAUAGUUGCUCUAUUGAAGAAAAAUAUUGAAAGCAGUCAAAGUUGUGUUCUGACUCUGAGUUAAGGUAGUGCGACUAGGUCACGUUUUCUGCUCAUAUUUAGGGGAUAGGUCAACAGACUUUAAUCUUGUGGAGAGGAGUAGGUAAUAUUGUUUAAUACUGCCACUUUUCCAAACUCUCUUACCUACUCCUUCAAAUGUGCUUACUGACCAACCAAUUAAAAUUUUGAAAUGUUUUUCACCAGAACGGUUAAAAACCUACGAAAAAGUAAUAUUUUGAGUUCAGGAUAAAGAGUCCACUCAACAGCCGAAACCUUUUGGCCCAUUAAAUAAAAAAAUUUCUUUUAAACUUGCUAUUGCUUGACGCUUCUGAAAAAAGUUGACGCACCAUGAAAUCCAUUGAACAAUGUUACGCUUGUUGCAUUGUCUCGAAAGAACCUUGAAAAAUGUCCAGAUUGUGACCCUAAGGAGAUGUAUCAUUCUCCUGAUUGUCAGCAUAAAAUUUUCUCAGGGAUAAAAGUUCGAUGUCAAAUUACCUUUAUCCGUAUUUUAAUAAAUUUACCUUUAAUUGUGUCAAAUAUGAAGUUAUAUGAAAGUGACAAACAACCAAGUCGAACAUUAAGGUAUGACAAACGUACAAUUAAUAUAGUAAUACCUUCAAUCCUGGACCUAUGUUCGAGUACUCUGCUAAAGAAACAUUACGUCCUUCUUUAAAAUACAGACAUAGAGUUCUUUUUAAAUCAGCUAUAUUAAUUUUCUGUUUUUACUUUCCAGAAAUAAACUUUACUCUUGCAAGGGAUUUGAUUGACUAUGGUACUAAGAUGAACUAAGAUGAGCCAAGAUGAUCUUAUUUACACGAAUCUACAUUAGGCUACCAGUAAAGUCAAACUAUGCCAGAUUUCUUCUUAAUUAAUACGUAUUCCUUUUAAAUAUAUUAUUAUUCAUUCAAAAUAUUUCUCCAUUCUGAUUAGCCAAAAGCACAGGCAUAAUUCACCAUAACCAGUUACUGAUGACCAAACUUGGAAAAAUUUUGUGUUUAACUGGGAAAUGACGUCAAAAAUGCAGCCUUCUCAGGUUAAUGCACCGUUAACCAAGAAGACAUGGGGACCAGGUUGAGUUGUUUUCGUUGUGAAAACAAAAAUGGCAGACACUUCACUCGUUUCAAGAGUAAGAACUACAGCUGGAACUAGGCGAAAUAAUGGCUAAAAACAUAGCAAAAACAGCAAGAAGACAACUCGGAGGGCGAUAUCUGCUAUUUGGAGAAUAUUUGCGGAGCUGCACAAACCUAAACGUACGCUAUCGAAGAUAAACUUAACGUCGAUGCAGGUAAGCAUGUUUUAGCUAUGUUUUUAAACUAGGAAUUAUUUAGUUAUUUCCUCGAUCUGCUUAAUUCUUCAUACUACUCAGCCUCAUUCAUUGAUUGCUAAUUAAUAUAUACACUAAGAUCAAGUUCAAAACCUAAGGUGGUAUUUCACAGUUACAUUACACUCAAAAUCGGCAGUGACGCAAAGCCAAAGGAGUAAAAAUAUAGAAACUCAUACGGUAGUGGGGAAAAGUGCCCAAUUCUUUUUCAAAUGUUGUGCAAUUAAAAGAAGAAUAGAAUUUUAAAUGCUUUAUCAAAAAUACGCAACCGAUUGAAUUGUACUUAGUUAAAAUGAUGAGUACGCUUAAACAGUUUACCAUCUAUUGUGCACGCGCGUUUAAAAUUUUUCGCUAUUUGUUCUGAGUUUACUUAAAACCUACAAUAAACAUCAAAAGUGUUGAGAAGGCUGCUACUUUUUACCUCUUUUUCCUUUUAUUCUUUCCCUCCCCUGGCUCAAUGUUGAGAAAAACUUCUUAAUAAAUGUUUGUGCGCGUUUGUAUUCGUACUUGUGACCGUGGAUAUUUUGCAAAAGGAAAGAAAACAUCUUUUUGAAGAUUUAAAUGAACCACUAUUAACUUUUACAACGUUCCAAAAUACUUUUGUCUGGGACUUUUAAGCACUGGCCAUCUUGAGAUGUUUGAUUUUGAUACCGAAAUCAGGGCUAUUUUUUAUUUUUAUCAUUACCCUUAAAAGUUCACUCACACUUUACAAAGUGUCUGUAUUUUUUGGCUGGGGAGAAAACACCUCCAGUGUCCCUAGGCCUGUUCAGUGAAAAUACUUUUUAAAUGGGCGACAUUUGCCUUACAGCCACAGACGCAAAAUUAUUCAAAUUAGACUUGAAUGAAACAAUCUGAAAUCUCAAGAACUUAUGAGUGUCAUCUUAAAAGCUUUAUUCCUCACUUCAAAAGACCACUUUCGAGUUUCGAAAACCUUCGUUUUCAAAAUGAGGCACUUGACCUCAUUUUGACAGAGAGGCCAGGGGGAACUCGGAAAUGGUCCAUCAAUAUUUUAAGAAAUUCUCCUUGAGUUAAAAUACUUGCAAAGAUCCUUCUUUUUAAAUGUUCAUGGAAGAUACCAUCAAUCUUUUUCAUCAUCUAUUUAACAAAUAGAUUCUAUGUUCAGUAAUAGAUCACAGAAGACUUCAAAAUGUGGUAAAAACAUCAGUGACAUACUCGCCUGCGGCUCGUGUGCCACUUCUUUGUUUUUACCACAUUUUGACGUCUUCUGUGAUCUAUUAUUGAACAGACGCAUGGCAACGUGGAAUCUAUUUGUUUUAUACAAUGAUCAGAAAAGAAAAAAGACCGAUGACGUACCUGCCUCGUACCGCUUGACUGUUCGAAGAUCUGUGCUAGUUUAGGCAUUUUUUAAGUCCCAAACUCUAUAUUUCGUCUCUGCUUCUUCUUUUUUUCUUUAUCUUACUUGUAUACAGCUUCUUCGAAAAGUUUUUCAACGUCUUUUCUUGCUUAAAGCAGAAUAAUGGGGAAAAUAUUUUGCAAAACAGCGAGUCUCUCGUAGACAGGACACACGAUGGCAACUGUUGUGAAGAUUUCUUGUAGUUUAGGCAUUCUUAAGUUGUAAAGAGCUCUUUUUCUCUCCUUUUCUCCAUUUUUCUUCUUUGUAAAUACGUUAGCUAUUGCUAAGUUUUUUUCGAGGCUUUCACUUGCUUUAAUCCGAAAUAAUCUCACAAACAUUUUCAAAACCGGGCGCUAUGUUGAACAAAACAAGGAAAACAAGUUUCCAGUGACGUCAUCCAUGUAUCUGUACUCCAAUAGAUCAUGGAUAACGACCAAUCACAGCGCGUGUAGCAUUCACAUCAUUGUAUAAUUGUGUUUCGGAGGCUUAUUAUUAUCACAGUCACUUUUAAGUGAUCGUAGUUAUCUGCUUCCCGUCCAUUGAACGAAUCGUUUCAUAAUAUAAAGAGAAUGGAACUUAAUACCCUAUGAAAUUCGGAAGUCCAAUACCAUCUCCAGUUUUAAAAGAUCACUUAAGACGUACUUGUUUACUAAAUUCAGUAAUAACGGAUCAUUGUUUUUAUAGAUUUGUAUAUAUUGCGUUGGUUUUAAUUUUUUCCCUUUUUUUAUCAUUAUGAAUAUGGUUUAAUCGUUGUUUAAGUUUUAUUUUUUUUCCUUUUUUAGCCAUUGUAAAUAUAUUAGGAUAUGGUUGUAAAUUUGUAAAUAUUUUUCAAUAAUGUUGUUUACAUGACUGUAAAGCGCCUUGAACAUAGGAUAAGAGCGCUAUAGAAAUAAAGUUAUUAUUAUUAUUAUUAUUAUUAUUAUUAUUAUUAUUAUAAAAAAUAUAUCCGCUACAGUUAUUUCUAACCACUUCAAAAAUUCAUUGAUAUUUCGGUUUCGAUCAGUCGGCAUAUUGUCCAAUUAACUUCACGGCUUUCGCGGAUUUGAUUACGUGUAAGGACCUUUAUUGUAAACAAUAAGACUCAGCAAACUGGAACGCUGAACAGUAAAUGAUUUAAGGGCCACUUUCCAGCUCAACUACGAUAAUAGACCAUAAUAACUACUAUGACCAGAAUCCUUCCGGAGUCUUGCUUUCUUUUGCAAAUUUGAGCUUUUGUUAUUUAAAACUCGCUGGGAUUUCCAAAUUUAAACAUGAAAGGAAAAGUAAAAAGUAUUCUGGUCGUAGUAGUAAAAAGACGCGAUCGUGCAGAUGGCCUAUUUGCGGCGAGUUUAGCAUCGGUGCCAUUAGUCUACAAUCCCAGAAAUUCCAACAUAUUCAGCAGUCUUGUUUUCGGUUUCCACCGUUAUGUUUUCGAACUUGAAAACAUAGUUUUAGAAGCGUGCAAUGUAUCAUGGCUGCGGGUGACUCGUGAAAAGAUAAAUAUCUACCGACUAAAGGAAAAAAUGUUCAUCCAAAACGAGCAAAAAACAGACCACUCGUCAAAACUUAUCCUAAAAUGAAAUCAGUCCAUUAUAAUCAAGGCACAUGUUGUACGUACAUCCCUACCGUUUAAAGAAUUAAUUAGCAAUAUGCUUCACAAACAAUUAAGUUCACUUGUGACCACAUUGCUAUUCCGGUACAGAUAAAAUGCCCACUUUUAAUUUAUGCGACCUUGCAAUCGCGUUCGAAUUUUUAACCAGUGAUAUUGAAUAUACUGGUCUUGGCCGAAAGUGAAAUCCCCUAGUAUCUUGUUAAAUGCCGCCUAAAUCUAUUUUUUUAAAUUUUUUUUUGAUUUUUUUGGAUUUUAAAGAAGCUGGGAAAAUAACCGAUACAAAUAGAACCAAAAGGCCGUUUACGGCUCUCUAUUUUUCGUGUGUGCGUUUCUUAAAGUCAAGUUCACCGUUGUGUGAUAUUAUUAGAAUUGCUGGUUUUCAGUGUCACGCCAAUCAAAAUAGAUCAAAUUAAAUAAAAAUCAAAACCUUUUAACCCUCGGACGUACAAGGAAGGGUGGGGGAUGCCACCCUCCAACCUCGUCCCGAGGGCGCGUUUCCUAGCUACCACUUCCAAAGCCGGGGAAAAGCGCCCUGGGUCGACGAGGUUGGCCACCCACAAUAAGGUUUUUCUGAGUUUUUUCCUAGAGGAUAAAACAUCAGUACCUGACGUUUUCAGUAAAUGUUCAUUCAUCCCUCGCGCACAUUGUGAGACAAGUUUAGUGACGGUCAGUUGCUAUGGUUACGAGUAAUGACGUCAUAAGUGGCAGGUGGUCAAACCAAUUUUGGGAGAAAAUACAUGUUUUUUUAACUUCUUUCAGCAAUAAAAGUAAAUCUUUGAUCCUGUGGCUAAAAUCAUGCAAAGUGCUUAUUUAUAUGUUAUUUUUCAUGUAAAGCACAAAAAAUACCAUUUCUUGAAGUUUGAACCUGAUUUCUAAUUCUUGGUAAAAUCCAAGAUGGCGGCCAAGAUGGCAACCAUUGUUGGUGACGUCACAGGCCUAUAGCAGCGCCACCACCCCUAAGAUAUACCUCAUCUUGUUAAGAAGAUCAAAAGCUUUCCGCUAAAGGUAAAAUCGUUUCAAAAUACUGCAACAUAUCAAAAACUCCGAGGAGGGGUUCCAUCUUCCCCCCACCUCUUGUACCAUGGUGUGGGGUAUGAAUUUGCCUGUACUCCCGAGGGUUAACAAAUAAAGUCCAAAAUCUGGGAAAUGAAAGGAGGUAAAUAUACAAGGACCCUCGCCAAGAUUGCCAGAAGAGAUAUCUGAAGAAAUGUUUUACCCAAAUAUAUAGAGAUUUGUAUGGAGACGCCAUGCUGGUGCCCACCUGGAUGGGCACCAACAUGGCGGACGGAAACCAACAGAAACAUAUGCUACCCAGUUGGUCUUGUUUAGAUAGGAGAAUUCCUCGAAAUACGUCACUUUUUAACCUACAUGACAGCACUCUCGGCAUCUUGAAAAUGCUGCGUUGGAAAUUUAGUUUUUAGCUGCUCUAACACAUCAUAAAGAAGUAAAAUCUCAGUAGGAUCAAUAGUUUUGUAGUUUGAAUUUUAGUGACGUCAUGUGAAAAAGCAAUAAAUAAAGAAGUGCAAACUUUACUAAAAAACAAAAAGUGGUGUUAAUUUAUUGAUGGACAGUCAAGUCAUGUCAAGUUAAUUUUUCAUUUAAACUCACUCAAAAUAUUAAUUAAUACAAAUCAGUGCUUUUAAAUAUAAUAACAAUAGAAAAAAGAUUGUGGGGGAAAAAAAAAAUUUCAAUUUUAGGUUCAUUGUGCAGAGUUUGAGACACCUAAAUAGUUCGUAGCUUAGAACUAAUCGAGUAGGUGACCCAAAACAAGAAUACGAGUGGAAGGGAUAUCGACAAAACAGUUAUUUUAGGUAAAAUGCAUUACUUCAUUAAUUAAAUAGUAGUUAAAGAAAAUAUAAUCAUAAAACUUUAGGAAUUAAUAACAGUCUAUAGCCAUCAAUCAUAGAAGGGAAAACGGCUUGAUUUUCUUAACAUCCGAUCGAUAGAUCUAGAUAACGAAUUCCAAAAGUUGGUACUAUAUAUUUUAACAGAGAGAACGUAACGAAGCCGUAUUGAGUGGUAUGAACCGAUUUAACAAACAGAUUAUCAUUCUGUGAUUGACGUGUAUAAUAGGAAUGAAUGGAAGAUACUGGUUUAAAAUGAUCAACAAAACAAGAAGGGCUUAAGACUGAAACUUUGGUAACAAGAACCAACGAAGGCGCUUCUACUUGGCACCCUAAUACUAGGUGAUGUCACAGCUCGAUUGUCGCUAUAAUAGUUAUCAUUAUUAUUCAUUCAAAAUAUUUCCCCGAUUCUGAUUGGCUAAAAGCACACGCAUAAUUCACCAUAACCAGCUACUGAUGAACAAAUUUGGAAGAAUUUUGACAUCAAGAAUGCAUCUUUCUUGCGGGUUAAUGCACCGUUAACCGAGAAGACCUGGGGACGAGGUUGAGUUGUUUUGGUUGUGAAAACAAAAAUGGCGGACAUUUCACUUGUUUCAAGGGGGUAACAACUAGGCGAGAUAAUAGUUAAACACAUGGCAAGAACAGCAAGAAGACAACUCGAAGAGCUGCUAUUUGGAGAAUAUUUGCGGAGCUGAACAACCCUAAACGUGCACUAUCGAAGAUGAACUUAACAUCGAUGAAUCGAUGGCGGUAAGCAUGUUUUAGCCAUGUUUUUAAACUAGGAAUUAUUUUGAAUGAAUAAUAAAACAAUUAUUGAAUUCGUAUCAUAUGAAGAAUUAUGGAGAUCUUGGAGGGUGUUAUCCGCCUCGAUCUCCAUAAUUCUUCAUAAGAUACUCAGCCUCAUUCAUUAAUUGUUAAAUAUUAAAAGAAUGAAGGUCAAUUAGCAUUUUUUGCCUCAUGAAUAAUCUCCACCAUGGUAAAAUAAAAGAUAAUCUUCAGCAUUGCACGUUGGCAGACAAAGAUUAUUAUUAUAGCGAUAAUUGAGCUGUGACGUGGAGCUGUGCCAGAUUUUUCGUCUCAUCCGAAACUGUCGAGCUACCCAGAUGGGUUCUACUAAAUGUUUAAGGAAAUAGAGUAGCUGUUACUGUAAAAGUUAGAAAACCGUGAACACCUAAAUAAUUUCAGGAAUGCUGGCCAGUCACAAUAAAGUUCAGGUACGCAAGCAAAACUCAAAACCACAAACUUAUUACCGUUGCAGCUGUUUGCGGUUUAGUUAUUAUCUCGCGCGUUAUUGGCUGAUUUCUCGCAACACAAUAACAUUCCAUAAACAUUUCUGGUAUUCACGGUUUUGUGCGUUUCACAGUAAUCAUUAGAAGAUUCUAGGGAAAGCUUUGUUUUUAUAGCGAAAUUUUCAUAUCAUUCUUCCAGCCAGACUCGCAAUAUCUUGGUAAUAAAAUGUGAAAAAUGAAAAGGUUAUCAAGAAUGUUUUACCCUUCUUGAGCUUAAGAAAACAGAGCUGAAAUACGUUGGGUGCCCCUGCUUUUGAAUCUGCAAAUUUCAAACUUAAAGUCUUUAAUUAAUACCUGUGAAGGAAAACAAGCGAGCAAAGAAACCGUGAGAACGGAUGUAACUAGAACAGCGGGCAGGGAACAGAAAACAAGCACGGGAAACUGGAAAAUGGGAAUAAAACUUAACUAAACCCUAGUCCUAUUAGUAAUUUUUUCCCGGGCUUUUUCCCCGUUUACCCUUUUUACAUACAUACAAUAGACUAGACUUGCUACAAGUCGACCACUCAUAAGUUCUUAAAAGUGAGCGAAGCGAGCUUCAAUGCAUGAGGUCGCCCAACGACCGAGCGAGGGACGAAGCCUCGAGGUUUAAAAUGGAAUAACCAACCAGGAAAAAAGGACUUUUAGAAAGUUUAAGAGACUGACCGUGUGCUCUAGAUAAUAUGAAAUUCUCCUGUCAUUGGCGAGAUUAUCUAAAAUAUAUUUUGAAGGGUCACUAUGAAACAAAUGUGUCUCAUUAGCACAUUCUCUCUUAAGUAUACCUACCUUCGCAUGAACCUCUGAACUGGCGAAAAAAUUCGGCGAGGACUACCGAAAAGAGAGCUGGUAAAAAAGCACCAACAAACUUGCCAAUAACUAGCGGAAAGAGUUUCCAGGGAACAGGCAAAUGUUAGUUGUUUGCAAACUUUUACCUUUUUUUAGAAACUAUGCAACCACUUGAAUUAUUAUUAUAAUUGGCUCGUAGGGACAAAGCCUUGCCAUAAUCCAAGACACUUCCGAGAACUCAAAAUCACUUUCCAGAAUCCAAAACACUUUCCAGAAUCCAAAACACUUCCCAGAAUCCAAGAACACAUGGUUCUGGGAAGUGUUUUCGAUUCUGGGAUUCUGGCACAUAUUUUUGGAUUCUGGGAAGUACUUUGGAUUCUGGAAAGUUUUUUCACGAUGGGCCCAAAAGCCAUUCCUCAAAUGUCUUAUUAAGGCUAAAUUUACGUAUCUUUUACAUUUCUUUUCAUUUCUUGACAAAGCUUGCCAGAUAGACUACGAUUGUUGACCAAGUGAUAUUACGUUUUUGUUUGACGCGAAAUACCAAUGGGUUAAAUGCAGUUUUUAAUUUCAAAGUUAAACUUGUAUCAUCUGAAAGAGCUUUAGGAGAGAAGUAAAACAGCGAAAACCUUUUCUGCCUACGACACGUAAAACACGAGUUAUGGGACUUCAAAGAAAUUUGAGUACACUCCCGGAACCAUUGAUACUUUUCCUCAAAAAACGAUCCGUAUGAUAUAGUUUUUCACAGUUUUUUACAAAAUAAGCUGAUUUUCCGGUAACACAAACUUUUUAUAGUUGGCCAAAAUCGUAUCAUUGUAGAUUUUCGUUUUUUGACUCAAAAACACUAAUUUAAGCAAAAAAAAAAAAUGAUCACGUGACAUUUUAUGACGUCACAAAACUGUUUUCCAGGUUUUUGCGCAGUUGGGAAAAUCUUUUUUCAAACGUCUCUUUUCCCUUUAGAUUUCGACAGUAAAGAUGUGUUAUGUGUAACUUAAAUAGCCAGAGCGACUUGACAUUAAAACUCUUAAAUUUAGACUUAUUUUACAAGGGGGGACCCCGUUUUUGUGCUACGAACUUAUCCAAAUUUAAAAUGUCAUCUCUCAGCUCAUAUUUGAGAUAUUGGAGAGAUUUUUUCAGUUUUCAACUUCCCUUAAAUAUUUCUAUCAAAAACGGUAUAAAAAUUUGGAGUUGAAGGAUGUCAGCAAAUGUGACGAGAAAAUUAAAUUUGUCCUUACGAACCACAGUAGUUCAUGCAGUUUCGACACCAAAACUUAUGUUUACUUGAGGCCAUAAGGGGAAUAAUACAAAAUCAUGCAGUUGAUUAUGGUAAAGUAGAACUUUGGCUUGCUGACAUGCGACUAUGUUGGCUAUUUUCUCGACUCAAAUUAAGUUUACGUUUAAUGAAAAUGACAACAAUAUGCUGUUUUUGUGCCCGAAUUCUGAUGUAAGUUAUAUAUGCCAGCAAUAACAUUUGAUUAGAUCGGUCAUUAUCGUUUAGUCCUGACUACUCACGUAUACUGAAGUAUACUGAGUUGAUUUCAGAAACGCGUGACCGAACAGAUACAAAUUUUAUACCGCUGCUUAGAAUGCAUUUUAGAGAUCUAACGGUACUGUGAAUAGCCUAAUAUAUAGAUUUAGCCAGGGCUAAAAGUGACGCUCUCGUGAACAAGGUACUUAUUAACAAAAACUGAUGAAAUCGUGUAAUGCUUAACGACGACGGCAAUGAGAACGACAACAAAAUCAACAGAUCUAAUUAGCAAAAAACAAAUUUGCACCUGUAGCGCACAUUUUUGAACAUUUCCUUGCCGUUGUUUUGCACGACUGACACAUCAGUCAAUUCCAGUUGUGCCUAGCAUCCUCCCCCCUCCCCCCUGGCUACUGCGGGGCUGUUGCCCACCUUGUCAGUCCCGGGGGUGGGACAUUGCAAAUUUUGCGCUGCCCGGAGGCCGGGCAUUUGCAAACAGAGCUUUUGACAAGCUCGUGGUUUCCUAUCAGAAUAUAACUACACAGAAGAUUUUAUUGGAAAUACAAGCAGAUUGGCUCAUCUGUCAAUGACGGAAAAUUGCAAAGGCAUGUUCUCGAUUUUAUGCAUUCAACUCUUCAUUGCUCAUCAAGCCAGAAUUACAUGGCAAAAUAGGGAGCUAUACACGUGAAUCAACGUUUCUUUGGUUAUGGCAUCAAUUCUGUUGAUAUUAUUUGAAGAACAUCCUCUCGUAUUUAUAAAACUAUUCGAAACAGAUAACGUUACAGCGCACUUUUGUCUAUUAAAACCAUAAACUAAUUGGAAUAGCGCUACUACAAAGGAAGACGUUAAUCGAAACAAAAAAUCGCACAUUAAAAUGUUUAAAAAGGCACUACUCGACUGUACGAAUAAUAAAAAAUGUUGCAGUGUUGACGGAGGACGGGGUCUCGAUUUGCCCUCUUAGCUUUUUUCAUCCCCACCCCAGAUACAUUAGUCAUAGGCCUAUUUUGAAUCUAUUUAAUACCAUACAAAUAGUUCAGAAACUAAUACAAUACAAUACAAAAUUUAAUGACACUCCCUAAAGAAGGCUCUUCAGUGACAAUAAUAAUUAACUUACAAGAUAAUACGUCAAAACUAAGAUUGCUUGAGGUAAGAAAAAAAUGAUAUGAUAUGCUUUUUUUUUUACAUUUUAACCAGCCGGUAAAUCAAUGACUAAGAAGCAAUAUACAAGCACUUAGACGGAACAGUAAACACAACGAUCUGUUGAUGUUCCGGCUUCACACACACAUACACUCUUGAAAAGUAAUACCGCUAAGCAUAGGCAUCACAGCCUCCCAACACUUUUUCUUUGCCUGAAAAAGGGUCUUACUUUUUACUGUUUUAUCCCGUAACCGUCGGUAGCAAUUGAAUGUGCCCCAAGUUUGCCAAAAUGUGCCCAAAAAUAACUAAACAGCUGCUGGAAAGAAUAGUUUCUGGCAUAUGGCCUUUCUUAUACUACCCCCCCGCCCCCCUUUCUUCCUCCAACUCAUGACCGUUAAGGUUAUGGUUCAUGUUUGGAAGGAAACGUAUAGCGGAGGGGGCAUUGCUAUUUAAGGGACAUAAUAAAUAAUUCCUUUUUUUUCUUAAAUAACAUUACAAAGCAAAGUUAAUUUCAAAAUGAAGGUCGAUCAAAUACAAGAUCGCAUUGUAAGUUGAUGAUGAGCUCCCUGUUUUGUCGGUACUACAGUAGCGUUACCAGCAACCUCCAGUGCUCUUGAGGUGGUGGACGUAAUAGGAACCACAGUUCUUUACUUUGAUGUUGGUGGAAAGAGAACAACAGUUUGACCGGUGGAAACACGCUUUCCUUGUAACCUGACCAUAUGCCAGACUAAGGUGCCCGCCCUUUAGCCAGCCGGGUGCGUUUGUGUUACACUUGUAUUUAGGUGAUCAUGACGUUGGUAUUCUUGUCCCGGCCGCACCUUCGAACCUGUACCACGCGGUGUCUAUUGCAAAUCGUUUUACACUCUGUUCCGGUGGUCCAAGAGUCCAAGGAAUUGGUUCCCAGUUAAGCUCCUGCAGGAGCAGCUUGUAUUGCCAGACAGUUAAGCUCUGCAGUACUACUGGAACCGUCGCUAAACCGCAGGCCUUAAAUCCAUAUUGGUUUUCUGAUUCCAGCUAGAAAGCUGCGCCAUUGCCAUUUCUGGAUUCUUAACUGAG
This is a messenger RNA of Porites lobata, 12504 nucleotides long. The record is from the annotation of a GenBank genome assembly. Lineage: Eukaryota; Metazoa; Cnidaria; Anthozoa; Scleractinia; Poritidae.